AUGAAGGGUGAGGAGACCCGGCAGAGAAGGAAGGAGGGUCGUGGCAAAAACGGAGAGCGUUCCAAGCAAAGAGCAAAGCACAAGGCCAAGCACAACGAGAGUCGAGCCCCGGCCCGGGAGAUGGUGGAAGAGAGCUGCCGGUCAUUCCUGAGAAGCGCCCCCGUAGAGAGGAAGCCUCCUAUGCCCAAACCCGGGGAUGAGUCCUCAUUUUCCAUCGCCCUCCAGGUCCUGUUCCCGUACCUGCUGGCAGGACUGGGCAUGGUCUUAGCUGGGAUGGUAUUGGACGUGGUGCAGCACUGGGAUGUCUUCAGAACCAUCACAGAGGUUUUCAUACUGGUGCCAGCUUUGGUUGGCCUUAAGGGGAACCUGGAGAUGACAUUGGCUUCUCGACUUUCCACUGCUGCGAACACAGGUCAGAUGGAUGACCCCAGUGAAAGGUGGAAGAUGGCAGUCAGCAAUUUAGCUUUAAUUCAGGUUCAGGCCACAGUGGUUGGGCUCUUAGCUGCUGUCGCUGCCGUCAUCUUAGGGGCUCUGUCUAAAGGCUACAUUGAACUGGACCAAGCUGCGGUCCUCUGUGCCAGCAGUGUCACCACGGCGUUUGUGGCUGCCCUGUCCUUAGGUCUGGUGAUGAUUGGAGUCAUCGUGGCAUCCAGGAAACUCGGCAUAAAUCCUGAUAAUGUGGCCACACCCAUUGCUGCUAGUCUGGGGGAUCUGAUCACACUGUCGCUCCUGGCUGGUGUCAGCAGCACCCUUUUCAACUACAGAGAUAUUCAAUACCUCUCUCCACUAAUCUGUGUGAUCUUCAUCAUCCUGAUCCCGCUGUGGGUGGCGGUGGCUAAGCAGUCCCCUUCCAUUGCCGAAGUCUUGAAAUCUGGUUGGCAGCCGGUCAUUGUAGCCAUGUCCAUUAGCAGUAUUGGUGGCCUCAUCCUAGACAAAACAGUAACAGAUCCCAAAUUCGAGGGAAUGGCAGUAUUCACUCCAGUUAUUAAUGGUGUGGCCGGGAACCUGGUUGCUAUUCAGGCCAGCCGGAUCUCCACCUUCCUCCAUUUCUGGAGCAUGCCGGGCGUCCUACCGUACAAAAUGAGGCAGCACUGGCCCAACCCUUGGACCACCUUCUUCUCCUCCGGUGUUAAUUCCAAAUCAGCUCGAGUAUUGUUCCUAUUGGUUGUCCCGGGUCACCUGGUCUUCCUGUACACCAUCCAUUUGUUACAAGGAGGUCACACUUCGCUCAACGCACUCUUUAUCACCUUCUACUUGACCGCUGCUCUCUUACAGGUCUGCAUCUUGCUGUACGUAGCUGAUCUCAUUGUGCGGUUCAUGUGGCGGAAAGGACUGGACCCAGACAAUUUCUCUAUCCCAUACCUCACUGCCCUUGGCGACCUGUUGGGUACCGGUUUCCUCGCCCUCUGCUUCCGCUUGGUCUGGCUUCUCACUGGUACAGAGGAGGCAGAGCUGGGCAAUUAG
Molecule: messenger RNA, 1464 nt
Organism: Staurois parvus
Lineage: Eukaryota; Metazoa; Chordata; Amphibia; Anura; Ranidae
Source: the annotation of a GenBank genome assembly